This is a messenger RNA of Gloeophyllum trabeum ATCC 11539, 2262 nucleotides long. RefSeq lists its product as uncharacterized. The transcript has 12 exons. Gene Ontology annotation, cellular component: CCR4-NOT core complex; nucleus; P-body. Lineage: Eukaryota; Fungi; Basidiomycota; Agaricomycetes; Gloeophyllales; Gloeophyllaceae. The record is from RefSeq and is a predicted model, not a curated record. Gene Ontology annotation, biological process: nuclear-transcribed mRNA poly(A) tail shortening; regulation of DNA-templated transcription. The coding region runs from base 40 to 2262 and encodes 740 amino acids.
AACAUAUUCGACUUACUGUAGCCAAGCUGGCCUCACAUCAUGGCAGCGCGCAAGCUACAAACGGAAAUCGACCGUACACUAAAGAAGGUCGCGGAGGGCGUCGAGCUCUUCGAGAGCAUCUACGAAAAGAUGCAGAACUCGACCAACCAGACACAGAAGGAGAAACUGGAGAUGGACUUGAAGACUCAGAUUAAACGAUUGCAACGGCUACGUGACCAGAUCAAGACGUGGGCAGCAAGCAAUGACAUCAAGGACAAGUCGGCGCUGCUCGAGAAUAGGAGGUUAAUCGAGACACAAAUGGAGAAGUUUAAGGCAUGCGAAAAGGAGAUGAAAACAAAAGCGUUCUCCAAAGAGGGUCUUAUUCAAUCUGCUAAGCUCGAUCCCAAGGCUCAGGAGAAGCUUGACACGGCUUCGUGGGUACGGGAGCAGGUGGAAGCGCUGCAACAACAAGUGGAGCAUACGGAGGCGGAGAUCGAGGCCGCACAGAUGGCUGGUGGGAAGAAGAAGGGUAAGUCUGGAGGGCAGACGGCGGAGCGGGUGGAGGAGAUGGAGAAGCUGAAUGAGCGCCGGAGGUGGCAUACAAGCCGGCUGGAGAUCAUCCUGCGGUUAUUGGACAACGGGAGCUUGCCGGUGGAGAAAAUAACGGCACUGAAGGAUGAUGUGCAAUACUUCGUCGAGAGUAAUGCGGAGGAAGAUUUUGAAGAGGAUGAGGGAAUCUACGACGACCUAAAUCUCGACGAAGAGGAAGAGAAGUUUGGUAUCGCUGCGGACGAGUCCUCGAGUGACGAAUCCGAAGAGGCCAGCGAAGACUUACCACCACGAACACCAAAUAAGAAACAACAGCACGAGGACGACAGCUCGAGUAAACGUGAUGGCAGCCCGGUACUCAAGAAGGGCAACAACGUCACAUUACAACUACGGAAGCCAUCAUCAGCAGCAGAUUCGGCACCGAAACCUCCGCCAAAUCCAAAUUUUGCACAACAGCCAAUGUCGAGCAUCCUCAAGGCUGGGCUACCUCCAGCACCUCGACAACCCGCACAGCUACCCCCAAUACGUUAUGCGGCGGCGGCAGCAGCAGCAGUAAAUCCACCAUCGUCUACAAGUGCAACCCCAUCGGUUUCCUCACCAUCCCAGGCCCCCGCGUCCACAAAUGCCACUACUCCUCCCUCGUCGUCAGCACUGUCACCACCACAACCGACGGCAUCACAGGAUCAUGCGGCCACGUCGUCACCGAGCUUGACGCAUCCUUCUGUGACGAGUCCAAUGCUCAGCUCUGCUUCUGUUUCUGCGCUGCAGCAGGACGGGUCGUCGUAUUACUCGCACCACGAUUCGCCAGCAUUGUCAGAAGCCGUGUCUGGAUCGCUGGCGCCGACGUCAUCGUCGCCACAAAGAUCGGCAUCCCGAAGUGUGUCGAUAUCUUCGCCAAUUGUCGACUCUGCAUCACCAGCACAGCCGCAGGCGGCGUCCAACGACUCGCAAAAACCACCCGCAGCCGCCGAGCAGCCGCCAGCACCCUCGCCGCCCGCGCCAGCACCCGCGCCCUCGCAGCAGCAGCAGCAGCAGGCGCUCCCCGUCCCGAUUGGCGCGCCGACGGCGCCGUCGCCGCUGCCGCAGCAGGUGCAGCAGUACCCGCAGUACCCGCCGGGGGUGAAGGUGCCGGAGCAGCAGCAGAUGCCGAUGCAGGCGGUGGGCGCGCAGCGGCCGCCGUCGACGCAGCAGCGCGGGUCGGUGCCGCCGCAGAUGCAGCAGGCGCGCACGGCGUUCCCGGGCUCGCUGAGCGAUCUGGUGGUGUCGUUUGAGAAUGUGAAGCAGAAGGCGGUGCACCGGAUGGGGAACCUUGACCAGGUGAAUAAGCUGCUCGAGGGGAGUUAUUCGAGUAUGCCGCAGCCGCAGGAUACGGAGAAGCCGAAGUACUACGUCCCGCGGAACUACUUCCCGACGCCGAGCUACUACCCGCAGCAGCCGAGCCCGAUCCUGAGCACGGCGGGCCUGUUCGCGCAGCUGGACGUGGAGACGCUGUUCUACGUGUUCUACUACCACCCGGGGACGUACCUGCAGUACCUGGCGGCGAAGGAGCUGAAGCGGCAGUCGUGGCGGUUCCACGUGAAGUACCUGACGUGGUUCCAGCGGCACUCGGAGCCGCAGGCGAUCACGGAGGAGUACGAGCAGGGGGUGUAUGUGUACUUUGACUGGGAGGGGAGCUGGUGUCAGCGGAAGAAGAGCGAUUUUAGGUUCGAGUAUCGGUAUUUGAGCGAGGAUUGA